Molecule: messenger RNA, 1071 nt
Organism: Fusarium sp. VM40
Lineage: Eukaryota; Fungi; Ascomycota; Sordariomycetes; Hypocreales; Nectriaceae
Source: the annotation of a GenBank genome assembly
AUGUCACUCCCAAUCACGAAACCCGCCCAGACUUCCAUCCGAUCCUUCUUCUCAGCCAAGGCUCCCAAAUAUGCGCCUCCACCUUCUCAAUCCGGCCCUGUUGAACUCUCGAGUCCUCCCCCGCCGCCAGCAGCAGCUGUCCCUCCACCGACCACAAGCUCGUCAGACUUGACGACUCCUUCGACAUCCUCGCUCGACAUCCCACCUCUCCCGACCUCUCUCCCUCAAGAAGCUACAAUCCGACUCGUCUCGGGCGAAGAUGUGAACGCUCUACGUCGUAUCAACGCCCUGUUGCUUCCCGUUAGCUAUCCCGACAACUUUUACCAGCGCGCCUCGGACCCUACAGCCUCUGGUCGCUUCUCCCGGGUCAUCACUUGGUCACACGAUGGUGCCGAGCCCAAGGUCGUUGGUGGGGUUGUUUGUCGCGUUGAGCCUACGCUCGAUCCCAACAGUCAAGGCACGGUACCUCAGAACCUCUACAUCCAGUCCCUUUGUCUGCUCUCGCCAUACCGAUCGCUGGGACUCAUUAACGCCGCCGUUGACAACAUUGUUGCGACUGCUGUGUCCGAUCCCAAUUUGAACGUAACAACUGUCACAGCACAUGUAUGGACUGAGAACGAGGAGGGGUUGAAGUGGUAUGAAGGCCGAGGGUUCAAGCGCGAGAACCAACCCAUUCAGGGCUAUUAUCUCAAACUGCGUCCGAACUCGGCCUGGCUGGUCAGCCGGCCCACUGGCGCUUCUGUCCGAAGCUUGAUUCCUUCAUCCUCCUCUGCGCCUCAACAUUCUCUGCCUGAGAGCGCAACGGCCCCAGUCGCCAAUUUGUCUGGAUCGUCGGGGCCUCCUAUGAACGGCACUUCACGACCCAACAUGCCCCCCUCUGGAAAGUCCUACCAGAACCAACGACCCGAAACCGAGUGGAACGAUCUGCCCGAGGACAUGGCGAGCAGUCGACUUGCACCACCACCCCGUGGAGCGGCUGGGGGUACUGGGUCUAAUACAAGCUCUAGGAGUAGCUCUGCAGCUCGUAAGAAGAGAGAUCGCUCUUAUCCCGCGGCGGCCUUUGGUAGCUAA